AUGGCACCCUCAGACUCAGAACUCUCCUCGCUCUCAUCAGCCCCGCCUACUGAUGAUGAAGCGGCCAUGGCAAUUGAUGAGCCUGUCGGUAUCGCCAAAUACUUUCAGAAGGAGUCCGAGACGCCGCCGCCGAAGCGGGAGCCAUCACCACCGCAUGAAUACGUUCUAGCAGACAACCCUAGCAUCGCGUUCAUCGUCAUGUUCCGCGCGCGUUUUCACGAAGCUUUCCCCCGUGGACUGCCACACUUCGGUCCGCAAGACAUUGAGACUGGAGUGGAGGACUCGGUUCCUGGGGAAUAUAUUGAGCGCCUGCUAUGCGCAUUGCUGGGUCUCGUUUUGAAUCGCAAGAAAGAUGUUGAGUAUGGUCGCCACCCGAUGCCCGAUCCCGCGCGGAGUUCUGGCAGGCGCGCGCUCCGGGCUUCUACCACCCAAUUGAUUGCAGAACGACGGAAUCACUAUACACGACCACUAGAGGAGGCGAUUCAGAUCCAUCAGUCGCAGUGGCCCAAGGCGUGGGAGGGCAAGAACCCCCUUCACGGAGGCCGCAGCUUUGCGACCAUGUCGCCCGAAGAACGCCUGGAACUCCUUCGCUCUUUGGCCCUAUGGUCCCUCUCGUCAUCCGAUGCGAUCCAGGCGAAGCUAAAAGAGUCAUACAAGCAGUCGCGCCACGAUGACGACCUCAACCAGCCUCUAUCCGUUCAGCCCUGGGGCCGCGACAGUUUGAAAAGGCGCUAUUGGCUUAUCGAAGGACAAGAUGAUACUCACUUUCGCUUAUACCGCGAGAGCAACCCAUCACUCAAACACAUUUCUUGGUGGAGUGUUGCUGGCAGUAUCCCAGAGAUGCAGGCUAUCGCCGAUAGAUUGCAGGAGGAGAAAGGUACCAACUCGAAGAAGCUGAGCGAACGGAUCAGAAAUGCGAUUCCCCGGUUUGAGGCUUCAGAAGAGAAACGCAGACGUCGCGACUACCGUCUUGCGCGCAAGGCUGCAUUCUCUCGACCCGAGCCUGGAUUCUCUUUGUAUGAGGGGCGCACUCGUGGCAAGAAAUUGAAUUACGCCUACGAUGACGACGAGGACAUUUUUUCGGAUGAUCAACCUGCCAGACGUUCGGCUCGUACCUCGUCCGGUGUUGCACCAGCGGAAUCUUCGCGCCCUCGAUUUACAGCAAGUGGCCGGCAAAUUCGAUCCCGUGCCGGCGGCAUGUACGGCGAAGCACUGCUCAGUGGCCAGCGCGAAGACUCUGGGGACGAGGAAGAAGACGAGGGAAGACCGCAGAGGAGUCGGACCUCUACUCAUCCCAAUGGAUACUCUGGAUAUGGGUUUGACGACUUAGAUGAUGAGUCGGAAGCUCAUUCGACUGGAAACGACAGUGGGAACAACUGGAACGGUGGCGACGACGACGAAAACGAGUUUGAGGGCGACGACGAAGGAGAGGAUGCGAGCGGCGACGAAUCAAUCCUCAACGGAGAGCCCAGGAGCCUCGUCGUCCAGCUUCGCUACAGCAAAGGGGGUGCGCCUGGUGGUCCCGAAGAUCCCGAUGAGCCUCCUCCUCCACCUGCGCAAGAUGCUCUGAUGGAAGAUGCCGGCCAAGCUGGUGUGCCUGCAGAAAAACCUGCUCCCAUUUUAUCAAAACCACAGCCAACUUCUGCUCCAGAGCCUGCUGCAGCCUCUUCAAUGGCCGCCCCAUCUCAAUCAGCACCAACCGUGGCUGCACGACCCAUGUCUUCCGUAUUGAAUGCCCAAGAGCCCACUACCCAGACACUGAUCAAUGCGUCUUAUGUGCCUCCAGCACCGAUUCAUCCCAUCUCCUCUCCAUCCGAAGUACCCAGAACCGGCCAGUCAGGCGCGUCAAAUGGGUGGACUGGGUCUAACCACGGUGCCGAAAGCCGCCCCAGCUCUGAAUUGCCUCGUGCGCAGGCGCCACCGACCAGCUGA
Molecule: messenger RNA, 1932 nt
Organism: Penicillium canariense
Lineage: Eukaryota; Fungi; Ascomycota; Eurotiomycetes; Eurotiales; Aspergillaceae
Exons: 5
Coding region: 1-1932 (643 amino acids)
Source: RefSeq, a predicted model, not a curated record